Hyaloscypha bicolor E is the source of this 902-nucleotide messenger RNA. RefSeq lists its product as uncharacterized. NCBI's taxonomy places the organism in Eukaryota, Fungi, Ascomycota, Leotiomycetes, Helotiales, Hyaloscyphaceae. The transcript is spliced from 2 exons. The coding region runs from base 149 to 628 and encodes 159 amino acids. The record is from RefSeq and is a predicted model, not a curated record.
CUCGCUCGCACAUCCUCAUCACAAGGUUAUCUUCUUUAGAUCAAUAUCACAACCUGCAAACAUCACAUCUGAAUGACUUAAAGGUUACGAGGAAUACAUCUGCAGCAUCCCGCUUCAAUAGAUUGCCUCCACGACGACGACGACAAUCAUGAAUGAUGCAAACCCGCCCCCAUGGGACAGACAAGAUCCCGCCCGGGGAGCGCAACGAGGGGCGCCACUGUCCAUUACGACCUCAAGACCCCAAAUCGAUGGGAGUCGUGCUGGCCAAUACCAGGCAGACCAGAAUUUUGCACAGCCACGCUCCUCGGGCCCUUACCGAACAACUAGUGACCCGUUUCCACCACCAUCCCCUGCACAACGAGGCGCCGCUACGAGAGCCUCGUCAGGGGAUGUGCCAAAGUCGGCUGGCUAUACUGAUAGCAGUUUGCGGUUUCUGAAGGGUGGUAAGGGUGAUAAGGGUGAUAAGAGUCCGUCGUCGAGUAGGAGUGACAAAGGGGACAAGGCAAGAAGGAGGCACUCUUCUAAUAACUAUACGGAGUGUGGGAGACAUGGGGAUGAUUGGUUGUUUGGAGGGUUCUCUGUCUCCGACUCGGUGAAGAAGUUGUGGGAAAGGGACAAGAAGUCUUGAAAAGGUGAACAUGGUAUCGGGGAAGGGUCGUGGUCAUAAGUGGUAUUUUGGUGCGAAUUUUCUCUGACAAAUUGUGGUAAUCUCAUUCUGCAGGGAGCGGGAAAGUUCUUGAUAGAGAGAAAGUGGUACAAAUUGCAUAAGUUAUCUCAGGUGUGAAGGAUGUUGAAGGUCGAGUUUGUUUUAUAUCACGAAUCAGAUUGUCCCUGGUGGAGAUCGGUACAUAAUAAUUCACGGCAGAAAGAAGAUCACAAUAAUCAAGUUACUCGAGUUACUC